This is a messenger RNA of Perognathus longimembris pacificus (Pacific pocket mouse), 521 nucleotides long. RefSeq names its product small EDRK-rich factor 1. The transcript is spliced from 3 exons. The record is from RefSeq and is a predicted model, not a curated record. Lineage: Eukaryota; Metazoa; Chordata; Mammalia; Rodentia; Heteromyidae. The coding region runs from base 137 to 325 and encodes 62 amino acids.
CCGUGGCGCUGACCCGGCGGACGCCCCCCGGCGGCGGGCUCCACCUGGCCGAUCCCGGGGCGACCGCAGCCCAGCCGGCCGCGGCCGCCGUCGCCUUUCCGAGCCGCCCUCCUGCGAGGCCCGUCGGGCGGUCGGCAUGGCCCGUGGAAAUCAACGAGAGCUGGCCCGCCAGAAGAAUAUGAAAAAGACCCAGGAAAUAAGCAAGGGGAAAAGAAAAGAGGAUAGCCUGACUACCUCUCAGAGAAAGCAAAGGGACUCUGAGAUCAUGCAGCAAAAGCAGAAGGCAGCUAAUGAGAAGAAGUCAAUGCAGACAAGAGAAAAAUGAUGACUGGCUCUUUGGAAGACCUGGGUGCUACUGCCCUUGAGGUGCAUCAUAAGCUCUAAGGUCAAGAUUUCUUAAAUAGUCAUUACCUGUGUUAUAACUUAUCCUUACAAAACUGUCUAUUUUAAACUUUGCUUCUCAAUUGGACUGUUAUGCAUUAAAGCCACCCUUCAAAAAUAAAACACUGACCAUGCAUGUA